ACCGUUACCGAACCACCUCCAGCUAGCAGCAGCCAGGUCAAUUUUCAGUCUAGACCGAAAACUUCAGUCUCUCUAAUCGUCGGUUGUUCCACUGAGACUACGUCUGGCUCCACUAGACCUCCGUCAACAAAUGUCAGUUUUAUUAAAGAAAUGACCCAAAUCAGACGGUUAUUUCUGUCUAUUUUCAGUCUAGAUUCUAGCUAGGCUACAUGCAAGCUGUCUCGUCCCAAUGUGCUGCCUGCAUGCAGAGCAGAGGAAGCUCCCGUGUUUAUACUGUGCAGCGCAUGCCUCAUCCAGGGCAGUGCAGUAGCUCCAGGUCAUAAUAGAAAAUGGCAAAUCAUCCCGCAGCAGUGAAGAGGAGAAAAUUGUGUGAAGGUACUACAGAUGUGUGUAUAUCUGCAAGAUCUCGCAGUUACGGGAGUGAUGAUGACAUUGCCAUUGGUCCUGGUUCAAGCCAGAUUAUUACCAGUCAUGAUGAGAUGAGGAUUAUACCAGUUCUUCCUGAUCAUGUCUCAGCUCCAGUUUCCUUAGUUUCUGUUUAUGCUGCAGCCAUUCUCGACAAGAAGAACACAAGUACUCUACUUAGGCAGCUUUCAGAUGUGCAUCCUUUAGACAGCUUAUCACACAUCAAAAGAGUACGGAAGCAGACUUUGAAGAACGGGAGUUAUGAAAAAGCUGAACUGCAGAUCAUUCUUUGUGAAACCAGUAAGGUAACACUGCCCAUCACUGAUGAGGUAUCAGUCUCAAUGAUUCUGAAUGAUGACAUCGACAGAGAUCUCCUAGGGGAACCAUUUCUUGCAUACAUUCCUAGUGCCCCACCUCAGACCAAAGCUCAGUAUGAAGAGGCAUCUCAACACUGGCCUACAGCAUACCAUGAAGACAAGGAGCUCAGCAGGCUAAUAUCUGGAGAGCACUUUUCAGCACUGGACAGGAAAAAUGUUCACACAAACAUCCUAACAGCUGUAAGAAAAGCUGAGGAAGCCAAAGUGAAUGGAAAGGCAGCUAUUGGAGCAUUGGUUGUAGAUCCAAAAUCUGAUACCACUCUGGGAAUGACAUCAUCCGUUCCAGGCAUAGGGGAAAACUCACUCCAGCAUGCUGUAAUGAAGUGCAUUGACCUUGUGGCUCAUAGUCAAGGGGGUGGAGCUUGGUCCAUUUGUCCAGAGAGCUGCUAUGAGUCCGUAAAUGGUGAAUGCAGUACCGAUGAAACACCCUAUCUGUGCACAGGAUUCGACCUCUAUAUCACACAAGAACCAUGUGUAAUGUGUGCUAUGGCCCUGGUACAUUCUCGUAUACGUCGUGUCUUCUACAUAGACAGUCACCCAGAUGGUGCUUUAGGGAGCAGAUACAAACUUCAUGCAGAAUCGUCUCUUAAUCAUAGAUACCAAGCCUUCAAGGUUGUUGACCUGUGCAGUGCCGAACAACAGCUUGAUCACAGGUAGCUUUGAGAUUAGUUCAGAAGUCUUCAAAUAUUUAAGCAAGUCCAAACUUUCUUGUCCCAUACAUGUAUGUUACCCACCACAUCUGUGAACUUAGUAUAUCCGAUGAUUAUAUCAAGGCUUGAAUCUGCAAAUCUCCUAUAAAAUAAUAUCUUUGUAUAAAUUUAUGUUUACUAUUCCAUAAUACAAUUGAUAUCCCAUCCAUUGGACCUUGCCGUUGACAAUCUUCAUACAGUCAGCUGCAUUUCAGCUCUCUGGAAUUAGAAGUAAGAGGAAGCCCCUUGGGAACCGGUAUGUCCUUUAAAUGAAGUUGGGAGAAUGGCUCAAGAAAAAGGCUGACCUUAACAGCAGCAAGGUGUGGAUUGGGAUAAUGGUUGUCCUCCUCCUCCUUAUCGUUGUCUAGUAAAUACGCUGUUGGACUGUAGAUUAUAUGAUUCAUGUUUUGAGUCCCGCUGCGGCACUUAUGACCUUUAGCAGGAUGUUAAUCUACAUUUGCCACUACUGGUUGGAAGGAAUUCCUUGCAUACUGUAAAUGGUAGCCUAGUAAGCAGAGCCAGGUAUUAUUGGAGCCCUUUGAGCACCUAGCAUGGUGAAUUUGUUUGCUAUGAAGAUUUCCAAUACUAUAAUUAUUUUCAUAAUUAUACAUGUACAUGUGUGUGUAAAACAAUGGGGAUUGGAUGCAUUAAACUUUAGUUCACCAUUAUUUUAUGCUAGGACGAUUAAGCAUUUUAACAAUAUUUUAAAGAAUUUUGUAAUUUUUAGUAGUAUAUUAGAUCAUGAUAUAUCCUUCAUGUUAAAAAAAAUCAGUGCUAUCAACCUCUCAUGAUGAUCAUUUUGAUGUUUGUUUUGUAAUUUUUCCCCUUUAUAAAUAGUAUUUUGAUAUGAAAAUUAAUGUUAUGUAUUGUGUAUGAAAUAGGUUUAUAUAUUGGGAUUUGUUUUUGGAAAGUUAAACAGAAUGAUAUGUUAUCAUGUAGUGAAUUGACUUCCUUUAAUUGCCUCUUGUUUUCACAUCCAUUAGCGAAUGCUUACAGACAAUUUGCCAUUCCUAAUGUACAUAUAACUUAAUAAUAAAAAUGAAAAUAUAUAUUUUACUUCUUUAUAAUUCUUUUUGCCUCUCUUGUCAUCCAUACGCUGAAGACCGAUUUCUCACCAUGUUGUUGAGUCCUUUACCAAUAACUGUGAAAAAUGUGAAUUGGAAUUUCAAUUGUUUGCCUGAAAUUUGAAGAAAAAUAGGUGCUUUGAAAUAUGUAGUCAAAAUAAUUUUUAAUAAAUUCAAAAAUAAUUUCGACUAUAAUUUAUUCAAAUUAUAAUUGUUUAAUAUUCAAAACAAUACAAGAGUUUCCAUGUUGAAAGAGUGAAACUCGGCAGUUUAUAACUCUUCAGUGCCUAAAUAGAGUCAUGCAAUUUUUCACUUUUGAGUUCAAAAUUUCCGCAACGAGUGAUGCCUCUGGUUCAAUUAUAUAUAAUGUAAUUGACCUAGGGAAUGCUUGGACUGAGCAAAAAAUUGAACUUUUAAUACAUGCUCAACCUAAUGUGAUUUGAGCUUUACUGAAAUGUAAUGUUUUGUACACAGCUCGAUAAAUUACCACAGCAUUAAGUUAUUUAUGAUUAAGAAAUCAUUAAUUUGGUUGAACAAAAUUUCCAUGGGCAUCAAUAUCAAAUUGACAAUAUGUCGGUCCAACGAUACACGUGUAAUCAGUGCUAGAAAUAAGAUCAAUAAAGCCUACAUGGAGUACCAGAAAGAUACAACUGAUGAAAAUCGGCAGAUCUACAAGCAAGCCAAGCACAACCUUGAGGAAGCAUACAAUGUAGUUAUAGAAGAAGAUCUUGAUAGUAAACUAAAAGAUGUGGAGAGAGCGCAUGCCAACAGUAAACAUGGGCAGAGCUGGAGACUCAUAAAUGACAUAACCGGAAGGAAAGCAUCCCCGAAA
Strongylocentrotus purpuratus (purple sea urchin) is the source of this 3367-nucleotide messenger RNA. Its product is annotated as probable inactive tRNA-specific adenosine deaminase-like protein 3. Bases 330 to 1439 code for a protein of 369 amino acids. The record is from RefSeq and is a predicted model, not a curated record. The transcript has 9 exons. NCBI's taxonomy places the organism in Eukaryota, Metazoa, Echinodermata, Echinoidea, Camarodonta, Strongylocentrotidae. Gene Ontology annotation, molecular function: tRNA-specific adenosine-34 deaminase activity. Gene Ontology annotation, cellular component: cytoplasm; nucleus.